GGUAAACCGUACGUCUUUGACAGAGCUUUUCCAAGCAACAGCACACAAGACCAAGUCUACAACGCGUGUGCCAGGCAGAUCGUCCGCGACGUCCUGGGGGGCUACAACGGAACCAUCUUCGCUUACGGCCAGACGUCCUCUGGGAAGACCCACACGAUGGAGGGGGUCCUCCAUGACACCCACCUGAUGGGGAUCAUUCCCAGAAUUGCACAUGACAUCUUCAACCACAUUUACUCCAUGGACGAGAACCUGGAGUUCCACAUCAAGGUCUCCUAUUUCGAAAUCUACAUGGAUAAAAUCCGAGAUCUCUUGGACGUCGCCAAGACGAACCUUUCCGUUCAUGAGGACAAGAACAGGGUCCCUUUUGUCAAGGGCUGCACCGAACGGUUUGUCUCCAGUCCGGAGGAAGUGAUGGACGUGAUUGACGAGGGGAAAUGUAACCGUCACGUCGCUGUGACAAACAUGAACGAACACAGCUCCCGCAGUCACAGUAUCUUCCUGAUUAACAUUAAACAGGAGAACGUGGAGACUGAACAGAAACUCAGCGGCAAACUCUACCUGGUGGAUCUUGCUGGAAGUGAGAAGGUCAGCAAGACGGGAGCUGAAGGGGCUGUGCUAGACGAGGCGAAGAACAUCAACAAGUCUCUCUCCGCCCUGGGGAAUGUCAUCUCCGCCCUGGCUGAGGGAACGAAAACCCACGUUCCCUAUCGAGACAGCAAGAUGACCCGAAUUCUCCAGGACUCUCUGGGUGGGAACUGCAGGACCACGAUCGUCAUCUGCUGCUCACCGUCCAGUUUCAAUGAUGCAGAGACCAAAUCCACCCUCAUGUUUGGCCAAAGGGCAAAGACCAUCAGGAACACGGUGUCGGUGAAUCUGGAGCUGACCGCUGAGGAAUGGAAGAAAAAGUACGAGAAGGAGAAGGAAAGGAACAGGAUUCACCGGGAGACCAUCCACCAACUGGAGACAGAACUGAACCGAUGGAGGAACGGAGAGAACGUUCCGGAGAGCGAGCGGCUGCCCGGGGAGGAAGAGGACGAAGGGGAGGGGGAAGGCACCCGCGAGACACCAAUGGUCACGGACAAUUCGUCCAUCGUCAUCCACAUCUCCGACGAGGAGAGGCAGAAGUACGAGGAGGAGAUUCGCAAACUCUACAAGCACCUGGACGAUAAGGACGAUGACAUUAACCUCCACAGCCGGAUCGUGGAUAAGCUGAAAUGUCAAAUGUUGGACCAAGAUGAGCUCCUGGCCUCCACGCGGAGUGACAACGAGAGAUUCCGAGAGGAGCUGAGCCGACUGCAGAUGGAGAACGAGAGUGCCAAGGACGAGGUGAAAGAGGUGCUGCAGGCGCUAGAGGAACUCGCUGUCAACUACGACCAGAAGUCACAGGAGGUCGAGGAGAUGAGCAAACAGAACAGAUUGCUGACCGACGAACUGGCCAAGAAAAUGACCACCCUGAUCACCCUGGAAGCUGAACUCCAUCACGCCCAGGAGAGGGGUCACUAUCAGAAGAAGAGGAUCACUGAGGUAUUGAACACCCUCCUCAAGGACCUGAGCGACUUCAACAACAUCAUCGGAAACGGGGACUGGAAACCAGUGGAGUUGAACGGUGCUCUGGAAGAGGAGUUCACGCUGGCACGGCUGUACAUCAGUAAGAUGAAGUCGGAGGUGAAGACACUGAUGAAGAGAUGCCGCCAGCUGGAGGAUAUACAGAGGGAGAGUAACCGCAAGAUGGAGGAGAACAGCCGAGAGCUCACCUCCUGUCAGCUCCUCAUCACACAGCACGAGGCGAAGAUCCGCUCGCUGACCGACUGUCUCCAGGAGCUGGAGGGUCGCAAGAGGGAACUGGAGGAGGCGUCCGAUGUCCUGACCGAAGAUAUCGCCCGACUCCGCGCUCAGGGGACGGUGAGUGGAUUUACUGUGAGGGAUAAGGGGCUGGUGGACGAUGCGGAUGAAAGUGACGAUGUGAAGAAGAUUCUGGAACAGCAGAUGGAGAGUCACCGCGAUGGACACCAGAAACAGCUGGCCUACCUGAGGGAUGACAUCGAAGCAAAGCAGAGGACCAUUGAUGAACUGAAGGAUUUGAACCGUAAACUGAGGCUGGAGUUGGAGAGACUGAGGGCCGACUACGAGAAGCUGAAGAAAGAGCAGACGCAGAAGUGCCAGCAGCUACAGGAGCUGACAUUUCUUCACGAUCGACAGGAACAAUCCAAACAAGAUCUUCAAGGUCUGGAGGAGACUGUGGCGCGAGAACUCCAGACUCUACACAACCUACGCAAACUUUUUGUUCAGGACCUCACGACCAGGGUCAGAAAAAGCGCAGAGACAGAACCCGACGACGGUGGGGGGAGUGUCUCUCAGAAACAGAAGAUCUCGUUUCUUGAAAAUAACCUGGAUCAGCUUAGUAAGGUUCACAAACAG
Hemiscyllium ocellatum (epaulette shark) is the source of this 2418-nucleotide messenger RNA. Its product is annotated as kinesin heavy chain-like. Gene Ontology annotation, biological process: microtubule-based movement. Gene Ontology annotation, molecular function: microtubule motor activity; ATP binding; microtubule binding. The record is from RefSeq and is a predicted model, not a curated record. The transcript has 22 exons. NCBI's taxonomy places the organism in Eukaryota, Metazoa, Chordata, Chondrichthyes, Orectolobiformes, Hemiscylliidae. The annotation marks the transcript as partial.